AAUCCACACAAGCGCAGAUAUGGCGGAUCUCUCUCUGGAUGAAGUGAUUCGUCGCCGCAGUUUUAACGCUAGGGGAGUCAGUAAGAGGCCCAUAUAUGGCAGAGGGGCUGGGUCAGUGGGCAGGGCCUUCGAUGCCCGUCAGAUGAUUGGCAGCGGUGAUGUCAGACAGCGGCUGGGAGGGGGCGGAGCUACAGGAGGUAAACGCCGGAGAUUGGCGCUAGCUCUGGUUUACUCGGGGAUCUGGCCCGUUGUUCAUGGCUCUGUCUGUGCAGCGUUUCAGGUGAAGGACGCUCGGGAGAAGCUGGGACAGAAGGACGCUCGGUUCCGUAUCCGGGGUCGAGGGGGCGGGGCCGGAGCCGUUCAGGAUGCACGACAGCUGAUAAACUCACGCAAACAGCAGCAGACUCCGCCUCCGAGCGCGACGCCCGUCAAACCCGCGGGAAUCCCUCACGUGCAGAUCCACAACACUGGCCCCGUCUCGGUCGGGCCCCGGCCCCAGAGCGCCAGAGUGGGUGUGGCCCUGCAGCCAGGGGGUGGGAUCACGAAAGUGGUGGACGCUCGUGAUAGGCUAAGCUUAAAGAGGAGUGUCCCGACAGCAUCCAAUCAGAGCGCGGCGUCUCUGAAAAUCACCAAAACCAUUCAGCAGAGGCCCGUGGGAAUGACCAGCGGGAUCCGCAUCAAUGUUCCCAGCGCAGCCGCUCCGGUCAUGUCUGCUGCUGAGGAAGAGGAUGGAGCUGUGAUUCCCAACAAACAGAUGAAGAUCACCACAGCCAACAACCUGCAGACACGAGCGGGACCCGUCUCUCUCUCGACUCCCAUCACUAAGGUGGUGAAGAACGACUCUUACACUCCUCCGUCAGUCCCUGUGCCGCCCGCUCUCCCCCCCACACAGAGUCUACAGCCCAUCAGCAGAUCCACCGUCAGCACGCCGCAGAGCAGCGGAGACAGCAGCGGUCCCCGCACACACACCUGCACUCAGCCUGUCUUCAGUCCUCUGGAGGGCACAAAGAUCACGGUGAACAACCUUCAUCCUCGAGUGACGGAGGAGGAUAUAGUGGAGCUGUUCUGUGUGUGUGGUGCACUGAAGCGGGCGCGUCUGGUGAAGGUGGGUGUGGCCGAAGUGGUGUUUGUGCGCAAAGAAGAUGCAGUCAACGCCUACAGGAAGUACAACAACCGCUGCCUGGACGGUCAGCCGAUGAAGUGUAAUCUUCACAUGCAGGGCAGCGUGAUCACGUCAGAGCAGCCCAUCUUACUGAGGUUGAGUGACUCGCCCGGCGGUGCAGCAGCGGUUCAGAAGAGCACCUCGUCUCGCUCCGGCUCAAAGUCGUCUUCGGGGCCCGAGGUGGACCCUCAGACCAUCCUGAAGGCUCUGUUCAAGUCUUCUGGUCAGAGUGGCUCCGGCGGGGCCGAUACGAGCGGCCCUCACUCCACCGCCUUCCGCAUCAAGAUCUGACAGGACUUCUCCGAGCGGAGCUCCUCGGUUCUCGGAUCCCGCUUCACUUCGCUUUUAAUUCUUUCUCUUUUCUUCAGUAAAGUUCUUCCUUUAUAAUCA
Messenger RNA from Puntigrus tetrazona (Sumatra barb), 1552 nucleotides. It is a transcript of the gene poldip3, whose product is annotated as polymerase (DNA-directed), delta interacting protein 3. Gene Ontology annotation, biological process: mRNA export from nucleus. The transcript is spliced from 9 exons. Gene Ontology annotation, cellular component: nucleus. Gene Ontology annotation, molecular function: mRNA binding. The coding region runs from base 20 to 1453 and encodes 477 amino acids. The record is from RefSeq and is a predicted model, not a curated record. NCBI's taxonomy places the organism in Eukaryota, Metazoa, Chordata, Actinopteri, Cypriniformes, Cyprinidae.